Molecule: messenger RNA, 1119 nt
Organism: Rhizophagus irregularis DAOM 181602=DAOM 197198
Lineage: Eukaryota; Fungi; Glomeromycota; Glomeromycetes; Glomerales; Glomeraceae
Source: RefSeq, a predicted model, not a curated record
AUGACUGAAAGAUUUCAUCCUGUUCCAGCUAAUGAUCCAUACACAGCAGGAAAUCUAGCUAUUAAUACAGAACCUCUCUUUCUGAGGUUAAGAGGCAAAACAGCUCAUGUUAAAAAGAGUCCCUUUACAUCUAGAAGUACCUAUGCCAUAAAGAAGAUUGUUAGAAAGAUAGUACCAAGCAAAGCGCCUAUCGGCAAAGUAUCAAGUAAGCGGACUAAAAAAGUUAAUUAUGUAUAUCAAGAUGAGGUAGAAGAUCCUGAAGCCUCUGAAGAAGAAUACAUAGUGGAAAGCGAAGUUGAUUCUGAAGAAGAGGAAAUCGAAAAUGAUGAUGUCAAAUAUGUUGAAGAAGAUGAUACGGUGCGAAGUGAAGUACCUAUGAAAAAGAAGUCCUCUACUUCCAAAUCUCAUGCUGAAAGUGCUAAAACAAAGAGGGCAUCAGGCAAUAUAACAAUGGCCACAGAACAAAUGAAAAAAAUAGCCUUAAAAUCUAUGGUAUCAUCAGUAGUCCUACAUUGUCCUAAAAAGAUUCUUGUAGAAAUUGCAAAAUUUCUUAAUAUGAUAUAUUCCAAAUUAAAAGGCCAUUACUUAAAUACUGUUAUGCCAAAUGAUACCAUUAAAAGAAGGGAGUUAGCAUGGGAGAAUGUUAAUAGCUAUAUUCAAGAUAUUUUAUUACCACUAUUACAGGCAGUAAAUACUGAGCAAAAGCCUCUUUUACAAGUCCUAGAUGAUAAAGAAUCAAUCCACAACUUAAAUGAAGAGAACCUGGCAGAUUCUACUAAAAUAGCCAUUAGCCAUUCAAACACUUCGCAGACGCUUCGCAAGAAAAUUAAUAUUACAUACUCUAGCCAGUCAGAGAAUCCCUCUGACUUAAAUGCUGACGAUGUUGCAACUAUUUAUUGUAAGAUAGGAAGUUUAGAAAUACCUUGUGCAAUGAUUGAUACAGGAUCAGAUUCUUCUAUAUUUUCAGAUAAUAUUGCAGAAUUAGUUGAAGAGCUUUUGGUUGUAAGCAAAUCUCUAUUCAUUGGUACUAUGGAGGAUAUUCCUAUAACAAUUGGUUCAGGAGAAAAUACAACCACUAUUACAGAUGAAUUUUCUGUUGUGCCUGCGGAAAAGAAUUAG